Molecule: messenger RNA, 3936 nt
Organism: Haliotis rubra (blacklip abalone)
Lineage: Eukaryota; Metazoa; Mollusca; Gastropoda; Lepetellida; Haliotidae
Product: katanin p60 ATPase-containing subunit A-like 2
Exons: 16
Coding region: 72-1757 (561 amino acids)
Molecular function (GO): ATP hydrolysis activity; ATP binding; protein binding
Source: RefSeq, a predicted model, not a curated record
GUUUGUAUAGCUUCGCGACGAGCAGCCCUCAUCAUCUAUAAGACAUUUUUGAUAGUUUGCCGGAAUGCGAUAUGUCAGAGCUGAGUUAUCAAGCCAUUCGGACUGCUAAUCAGGCUAGAGAAGCAGAUGAAGUAAAAACUGAUACAAGGAAGAAGAAUCUGCUCAUCCUUGUCCUGCAUUACCUGUCUGAAGAAGGAUAUUUGGAGUCUGCCCAGUCACUAGGGAAGGAAACAAACAUUGAUCUGAGCCGAUAUGAAGUGUGUGACAAUAUUGAUCUGGAGACUAUACUUAUGGAGUAUGAGUCCUACUACUUUGUCAAGUUUGCCAGAUAUCCCAAGGUGACAAAAAAGCUCACCCAAAGUGGCUACCAAGCUGGAGAAAGAAGAGGAAAGCUUAAUCGUGCAAACAGUGUGAAAUCCACAACCCCAUCUUUACCAAAGAUCCCUCAGGGACAGCGUCAACCCAGCCCACCCCAAGCAUCAGGCUCCAACCGUCCUCAGUCAGCCAAGACCAGGAGGACUGUGUCUGGUACACGGAAACCACCAUCAGCUGCAAUAGCACAAAAUGGCCAUCCACACAGUAAUGGGGCAUGUGCUAAUGGAGACAUAGCAGGGUUGGCCUUACAAGGGCUCACAGUGACAGGCAUGACUUCCCAUGACAAUACACCAGUUGAGAGUCCGCAUAAGGCAUUUCAGAGAGGGAAGGGAGGACAAAUCAUUGAUAUUCGAUCUAUGAUAAAUGAUGCUACAAAGCUCAAUGUUGAAGAGGGGAUUGAUUCAAAUGACCGGCUGAUGAAGCCUCUGGGAGGCUAUGUAGGGUACAGCAGUGAGAUGAGAGAACUAGCACAGGUUAUAAGCAGGGACAUAUACCUGCAGAAUCCCAAUGUUAAGUGGGAUGACAUUAUAGGUUUAGAUGAGGCAAAGCGACUUGUUAAAGAAGCCGUUGUUUAUCCCAUCAGGUAUCCCCAGUUAUUCCGAGGAAUUCUGUCUCCGUGGAAGGGACUACUGCUGUAUGGGCCUCCAGGAACAGGCAAGACUCUGCUGGCCAAGGCUGUAGCUACAGAAUGCAACACAACCUUCUUUAACAUAUCUGCCUCUAGCAUAGUCAGCAAGUGGAGAGGAGACUCAGAAAAGCUAGUCAAGGUGUUGUUUGAGCUGGCCAGGUUCCAUGCACCAUCAACAAUAUUCCUGGAUGAACUGGAGUCACUCAUGAGUCAGCGGGGAUCACAGGGCGGGGGAAGUGAGCAUGAGGGCAGCAGAAGGAUGAAGACAGAGCUACUUGUGCAGAUGGAUGGACUGGCCAAGACAGAUGAUCUUGUCUUUCUUCUGGCUGCAUCCAACUUACCAUGGGAGUUGGAUCAUGCCAUGUUGCGGAGGUUGGAGAAGCGGAUCAUAGUGGACCUACCCACAACAGAAGCCAGGAGAGCCAUGUUCAAGCAUCAUCUCCCACCUGUAGUUGUACCCAAGGAUAGUUCAGGAGUGGAGAUAUUGUCGGAUCUAGACUAUGAUCAAUUAGCAAACAUGACUGAAGGAUAUUCGGGGUCAGAUAUCAAGCUGCUGUGUAAAGAGGCAGCUAUGAGGCCUGUCAGGAAGAUAUUUGCAGCUCUCGACAACCACACAGAAGGCCAGGAGCUACAUGUCCAUAUCGACAAGAUCCUGACCAGGGACGUCCUGACUGCACUAGAACGCACCAAGCCCUCCGCUAAACAUCUCAAGGGGAAGUUCCUUUCAUGGCAGAAGGAAUUUGAAUCUGUAUGAUGAAGUGGAUCGUAGUACUUGCUCCCUCUAGGCUAUCCAACUGUGAUAUGACAUGGACAACAUAACAUGUUCAGUACAUUUUUGUGUAACAAAGACUAUUUGUGUGUGGUUGAGCUGGCUAGUCAUACAUGGAGCGCCACAUCUGUGAUGUCCAUCAAACAAUGGUCGGACUUUAACACCAAGAUAUCUGCUGCCUCACACCACACCAAGUGAUUCCACUGAAUAGACUGUUUGCAAAUGGUGCAUGAUUGAGAACCCUAAGAGCAGGCGAUUUAUGUAUUAUAUUCCCACCUGUGAAGGAAUACAGAGUUUAAUCAAACUAUGAGUGAAACCCUUUUAGAACCAAUUGUAUCUGUCCUAGUAAUAUUGUUAGGCUCAACAAACAUUCCGAUGAUUGAAUCAUGGUUGAAGAUGUGAGGAGGGAAGGUUUUCCAGAACAUGGUCCAGACAAACAGGGUCUCACUGUAGUUUCCUGAGUUUAAGAAAGAAUAUGUCCUUGAUACGAAAUAACCCGUCCUGAACAUGUCCGUCCUGAAAUGCAAAAUACAUUUCUAAUUUCCUAUUGUGUUACUCCUGAAGAAAUGUGUGUAUACCGUCCAACUUAUAGCACAGUGUUACAAAGUUCCUUGAGGAAUGAUCAUGUUCACUAAAUCAUUUGUAAAUCUCAGCAUGUGGAACUUUUGUCAUAUAUUUUCAUAGUUCAUGUUAUUGUGUGACUCUUGAGGAUGAAACCAUUAUGUUUACAAAUAAACUCUUCACAAGUUGUCUGUCUGAUAGUGACAUGGUGAGACAUAAGCCUUCAGAAUCUUUUGUUUGGAGGACUGAAACCUGUAUGUUCUCUGAAAGAGGAGGUCAUAGGGAUUGUUACAGCAAGCAGUCAUAACAUGGUUGAUUUUUGCAAGUGGAAUUUUAUCAUUAUCCCAAACAGGAUUUUCUCAGUAACCUUUAUAGAUAGGAAAACCAAAUGGUAUGUGUUUUCAGGACAUGAAUAUCAUGGUGGAGUUAAAAAACAGGAACCGUGUUACAACUUUUAACGGGGCAUGACCCUGUGAUCUUCUCUUUGCUGACAUACCAGUAAUCCUGUCAGUAGUCAUUAUGUAUCGCUAUUUGUAGGAAGAAUGAAUAGUCGUCAAAAUAGGAACAGAACACUGUGGUAGGGGAUACUGAUGACCAUGUCUUCUUCUUGUUUCUGUUAUUGCAAGAUUUACAAAAGGAGAGACCACACAUGCCCUGCAGAUGUGCUUCAAUUUGGAUCAUAUGGUCAGGGUCAUCUAGCAUUUCUUAACGUGAGGUUGUAUUAUAGCUGCUGGUAUACAAUGUCUAACCUGACAAAUAUGAUGUACACCUCAUGUUUCUAUUACAAAAGGAAAGCAUGUUGUCUUAUUUAAAGUCUGACGUUUAGCUUUGAAAUAUGUAUAAAUUUAAAAAUUUAAGCAUUUACAUUGGUUGAAGGGAUUGUGUGCAAGCAUAAGCCAAAUGUGAUAUUUUGUGUGGUAUGUUGCUGUGCUCAAUAUCAUCGACUGAACCCUGCAGUUGGUGCCGACAUUACAAUAUGUGCAAGGUGGUGGACAGUGUUGUUCCAGUUGUGUUUAUGCUUAAAAGAUAAACUGUUUAUGUUGGAAUUUGUUUUACAAAGACAAUUGUGUGUGUUCCCCUCUUUCUUUGGUUGGUAAGUACAGAGUCCGACCUGGUACAGCAGCGUUUUCAUGAUGCAGCCAUUCCAGUUGAAACAGAAGCUCUUAUUUCACAGUUAAUGCAGUGUCCAUAGCUACGGUAGGAUGAGACUGUUUCACAGUGUUUGCAACUAAGUAUGGAAGACAGCUUACUGAAAACAAAACAUUUUUAAUCUAAAGCAUACUUAAAAUACAGGAUAUAUUAAAAAUUGUUGAUUUUGAAGCUACUAGUUUCAUCAAAGUAUGAAAACUGAAAAUCUAUUAAUUUUGGUUUGAAGGAGUUUCGUUUCAUUCUGAAAAGGUCUGCUGGCAUAACAGAUGUAGAGUAUUUGUUCAUGUGUCAGCUAUUAUGUUGCCACUCUCUUUGAGACAAAGUUUCUGGUUACUGUGUGGAGGUUGUCAGCUCACUGUGUCCUUCAUAAUUUUACAUGUGAAACAUUCCAUUGUUACAUACAUCUGUUUACAUUUACAGGACUUCAUUUCAGUAAAUCAUUUUGACACAGAAA